AGUGUCAUUGCAUGUUAAUGAUGUGUGUCAGGUCAAGUUUAUGAUAGGCUCAUGUCAGUCACUCUCGUGUCAAAAACCUUGAGUAAAGUGUAACCUAAAUCUUUAGUAAAUACAAAAUGUUGUUUUCCCCAGUCAAGAAAGCAGGCAGAGACAGCUGCAGGUCCACAAGCAGUUCAAGAUGACCGUAGACCAGCAGACACACCAAAGGCCAGUGCAGCAGCUGGAAGUCAGGACACUGCAGCAAUGACGUGCUCCCUUUGCACUCAGGAAGUGUUGUCUGACCAGUUUACACAGCACCUGCCAGAUUACCAUGUCCAGGAGCAGUGUGACUGUUGUGGUGCAAAGGCCUGGGGUGCUCUCGGUUUAUCACAGCACCUUGAGAGCUGUCAUGUUUCAUCUCCUACACACAUCCCAAACAUCUCUCCUCCUACCCCUUCAGCCCUUCCCUCCACUCCCUCAGCCAAGGAGAUGACACAGAUCCAAAGCCUCCGUCCCCAACACACGCCUGCUCCAACCUGCCUCCCAGCCCGUGAGAUGAAGUCAGACCUCUGUCCACCUCCUGCUCCUGCCGCUCCCACAAUACCUGAGAUAGCACCAGCGACUCAGAGCAGCCCACCACUUCUUCCUGUCUCUGCUUUUGUUCCUCCUCCAGCAUCACCAGGGCCCCCGCUCCCACUGCGCUCUACAGAGGUAAGCCGGGCUAGGUUUUUACCCAAGCCAUUCUACAGGGUCAUCAAGCCAGGUGACCGGGAGUGGAUUGCCCACAUCCUCUAUGAGGCGAGUGGGCAGCUGAAGCAGGAUGUCAGGCAGAAUUGGCACCACCCCCCAAGCCCAAUCAGAUCCACGACACCUCCAAACCCACAUGAUUACUUUCACCAGAGGAUGUUCCUGUGGGCUCCAAUGCGCAUGUGGGGCAUCCCUCUGAAAUGCAUCCAGUGCAACCGGAAGAUAAACCACUCUGGAAUAUACCCGAAGGUUAGAGAGGUCAUCGAUGUGGACUCCAAAUAUUAUUUGAUAGGAGGAGAUUACCCAAGAUGCAGCCAGUGCAAACUACCUGUCUGUCCUUGGAGUAGUGACAUUUUAAAGCAGCUUGACCCCUCAAAGCACAAUAAAUUCCCUGCUGUAUUAACAACACAUUUGGCACUGGACAGAAAGUGUGUUACUCUUCUGCAUCCCAGAACAGCGGGGAAUAGCUCCAGUUACCUGCAGCAGGCCUUUCAAGAGGCACACAGUGAGGAGUGGGUGAGGAGCUUGUGUGAAUAUUUCACGGAUUGUGAAAUUCACAAAAAGUCCUGUGUCUGGCAGUCCCAGGCUGUUAAUGCACCACCACCACCCUUCUGUCCCCUGCCCCUGGCUCAGUGGUUUGAGACAGUUCAUGCCAAUGAUGUUGCGGGUCACCUCAAUGAGCUCAAAAGUGUCAUCACUUCAACAUUUGGCAGAAUUCUGAAGCUCGACUCCACUAAGAAGGUCAAUGUGCACAUAUACGUUUUUUUCAUUUUUUUUGAGGACACUGCGACAUGGAUGACCAACAUUGGAAAUGAGUAUGGUCAAGUCCUCAAUUCUGUCCUCACAACCGGUGAGGGGGCUGACCUGGAUGACAUGUGCCAAGGCAUCGUCAAACGGUACAGGGAUGCUGGUGAGCCACAGCCAGAAGCCAUCUAUGUGGAUAGAGACUGUUGCAGUGACAGAGGAGUGAGCCCAGUUCUUGAGUGGUUUCGGCCAUGGACGUCCACUGUACGGUUGGAUGUGUUCCACUUCAUGAGGCGAUUCACCAAUGGUCUCGCCACGGAACACCAUCCACUGUAUGGUACGUUCUGCUUAAAAUUGUUAAGCUGCAUUUUUGAGUGGGAUAAGCAGGACGUUUGCCAUCUUAAGGAGGCCAAGUGGGCAGAGAUGAAAAAGAAGCAUCAGGGCCAUGAGCCAACAGAUGCCCAGGUGUUGGCCAGCAUUACCUGUAGCGAGCUAGCUAAGCACUGCCGCAGGAGAACCCGGGGGGUGGAGGAGACCAGUGCCCUCAUCAGAAGUCUUCUUGACUCUAUGUGGCAGCUUGUGGAUGGCUGGGCUGCACCUCUCAAUCAUGAGAGCAUGUCUCGAGUGUGGGAGGUACAGCAGAAGCACCUUGCCUGCAUCCAGGAUCCACCAAGAGUGCAGCUGUAUACAAACACUGGAUCAGGGCUGGAGAAAGGGGACAGGACACUGGAUGUCUUAAGAUGCGGUAGAGGGUCCUCCUCCCUCGAGAGCUUCCACAAACACCAGUGUGCUUUCAUUCCAGGCAAGUUGAGACCUCACAUAUAGUUUAUUUUGUUGUUGAUGUUGUGUAUUAUGUUGCCAUAUUGUCACAAUCUGUUGAAAUCAGAGAUCCUGACUGUUGUUUCAUCAGGGUGGAGAUGCAAUGCAUUACACACACAGAUGUACAUACUUGAGGGUGUGUCACGGUGGAAUUUGAACCAGGCAGCACAAGCACUUUGCAUGACAGAGACAUCCUAGACAAAAAUUUAUGACAUACGCUUGAUGUCCAAUGUGAAUGUGCUGAGCAACCGAGUCUUGGGAAGACCACUUCUCCCUGAGUUCAUUCCUCCUGGGAAACCUACUGAAGAGCUUAUUGCUGUGCAAUACCUUCUGGCACAGUCCAACAGAGGAGAUCUCCUGAGCCAGCAGGUUGAUAUUGGUGGCAUCUUCUCAGAGAUUGUGGAUGAAGACCAGGAGGAUGAAUGUGCAGAUGUGACCAUACCACAAGCUACCGAUAUUGUACUGCAGGAAUCAACAUUCGGAAGUGGUGGUCCCAGGGACAGUGACACCUUCGCCAGGCCCCAAUCUCCAUCUGAGGAGAGUGACACAUUUGCCAGGCUCGCCCAUACCCCAUUUGAGGAGAGUGACAUAUCUGCCAGGCCCGCCCAGUCCCCAUUUGCGGAGAGUGACGUCUCUGCCAGGUCCAUCCAAUCCUCAUUUGAGGAGAGUGACGUCUCUUCCAGACCUGUCCAGCCCCCUUUUGAGGAGAGUGACGUCUCUGCCAGGUCUGUCCAAUCCUCAUUUGAGGAGAGUGACGUCUCUGCCAGACCUGUCUAAUCCCCUUUUGGGGAGAGUGGGAGAGUCACUCCGGACACCAGGUGUGAUUCCAGAGGGAUUCCUGGAUGGUAGGCAGUUGAUGCCUUGGCAGGGUACCUGGUUGGGCUGAACAGAACAAUAACCGCACUCUCUAAUGCUGAAGUGGCUGAAAUCUUGAGGUUGUAUUCCUGUUUGAAUGUCUUCAAUCAGACCCCCACAAGAUACACCCUCAAGAGCAAAAAAACAAUUUUGCGGGAACCUUGGAGAGCUUCACAGAAGCACAGUGGCUCUGCUCCAGGCCAGCAAGCAGCUGAAAGAUUGUUCAUGGUUCAUGGUUCAUGGUUCAUGGCCAGGCUGCUCACAGACCAGACCACAACAGAAUUUCUGAGUGUGUGGCUCUCAGGCUGUACAAGGAGUUCAUGGAAGCCAGAAAUAGGCCUACAGACAGCAAGGGGAGAACAUUUGCGGUACUCCAGGCCAUUGUUAUGACCUACUGCCAUAUCAAGCAGCUUGUUGAGGACUGCAAAGAGUUAAUGGAUAAGAGUGAUCUGGUGCUGGUAAACAUUAACAACACCAGUGUGUCUUCCUGGCUGCAUGAUCGCCAAAAGAGAACCGAACGGGAUUCUCUACUUCAGGGCGUACACCUUCCACAGCAGAUCGUCAUGGCUACUGAAUCCCUCCUUGAGGCCCGUGACCUACCAUCACAGUCAGUCCAGCAUGGGCACAGCCUUUUGGAGUUUCAGGAGCCACACACAGUGCCAGAACCCCAGUACCAGUGUCGUGUACCAUUCCACACUCUGGCAGAGGAGACGGAUUCAGUGCCCCAGCACACUACCAGAGCUGGUCCUCUUAUCUUCAGGGACACCUGUCACCCUCCUCAUCCACCCAGGGCUGGGCCACCACACACCUGCCACCCUCCUCAUCCACCCAGGGCUGGGCCGCCACACACGGCUGGGCCGCCACACACCUGCCACCCUCCUCAUCCACCCAGGGCUGGGCCGCCACACACCUGCCACCCUCCUCAUCCACCCAGGGCUUGUUCUCCACCUUCUGUUCUGACCAACCACCCCUAGGUUCAACACCACAGAGUGGGCACCAAGCUCUAGAUCCUUUCAAUCGCCAGUAUGAAUGGAGGCGACGCAAGGCAGCCCUUGAGAACGAGGAGCGAGUGAGGAGAGGUGAGCUCCCAAAGAAGCGUCAGGCUAAGGAGAGCUAUCACUAUGAGCGUAAGGAGUGUGGUCAGCCCAAACUAAACAAACUGGACACUCUCAGGUACGCGGGAAAUGGUACUGCCCUGCAUCUGGACAGACCCUUGAGGAGUGGAGAAGCUCUUUGUAAAUACACUUUGUGAAUACAGCCAACAUUUUAUUGAAAUAUUUUAAUAAUAUCUUUUUCAUUUUUUUAUAUAUUUUAUUUUAUUAAUCUUUUAUAUGUAUUUAUAUUUAUUUACAAGUAAAUAUGUUCAUUCACUGUUGCAAUCAUUUGCAAAAAAACAAAGGAAAAAAGCAGUAGUAUAAUUGCUAUUGCUGAAAAAAAUAUAAGUUGCUGUUGCAACUAUUUGCAAAAAAACAGGAU
Acanthochromis polyacanthus (spiny chromis) is the source of this 4620-nucleotide messenger RNA. RefSeq lists its product as uncharacterized. The record is from RefSeq and is a predicted model, not a curated record. Bases 244 to 2295 code for a protein of 683 amino acids. The transcript is spliced from 7 exons. NCBI's taxonomy places the organism in Eukaryota, Metazoa, Chordata, Actinopteri, Pomacentridae.